CCGGCAUUGGCUCGCUAGAAAGCAAGCUAGCAAGUCAAACGCCGAUGACAAACUUGUCAAACAGCAGACGCAAGGUUGAGCAUCCCUUCGGCUUACUGACGAAACCAUGGUAACGGCGCAUUCGAUAUACGUCAUGUGGCAAUAUGGAAGCGACUGGGAGAGUGGUCAGCGAAGUUUCUUGCUAGAUAUUGUUGCUGCGGUGUUUAUGAAAAAACAAGUUCCAGAAAGUAAUUGGGUGUUUAAAUGAUUGUUUAAUGUGUUAGCACGCGACGUUUGUCUUAAUUUGUGUGUUAUUAUCGUUAGCUUGCUAUCAUGAAUUCCGAUGUAGAGGAGUUGAUGCCCAGGCUUCUACCGGUAGAAAAAUCAGAUACUUCAGAGUUUGACCUCAGUGAACCACCGAGGAACCCCCAGGAAUACUUACGGCAGGUUCAACUGGAAGCGUCCCUUUGCCCAGAUGUUGUUGUUGCCCAAAUUGACCCAAAGAAAUUGAAAAAGAAGCCAACUGUGAAUGUCUCUCUUUCAGGAUGCCAAGCUGCCCCUGUGGGAUUUUCUCCAAGCGUCCGAUGGCAGCAGCGGCAAGUCAGCAACUUUUCCGAAAUCAGACAAAGUAUUAACAAACAUAGACAACACUGGAAGGCUCAGGCAUUGGAUGACAAUGUGAUAAUGCCAAAGUCAGAUGAUGAAGAAGGAUGGAAGAAAUUCUGUUUGGGUGAAAAUGUUUACAACAGUUCGACACCUAUACCAAGUGACAAUAACGACCCAGGUCUUGACUAUGUGAAGGUUGGAUUUCCUCCUUUUUUGAGCAUCGUGAGUAGAUUGAAUCAGACCUCAGUUUCCAUGGUGCUAGAGUAUUUGAUAAAUUGGUUUGCGGAGAAAGAGUUUGUCCCACAGCUGGGAAGAUGGCUAUAUGCAUUGUUGGCUUGUCUUGAGAAGCCUCUGCUGCCGGAAGCACAUUCCCUCAUUCGGCAGCUGGCUCGACGAAGCUCUGAAGUGCGAGCUAACCUGGAAAGCAAAGAAGAUGAGGCAUUAUCUGCCCUGAAUUUGAUGAUUUGUCUGGUCGCCAGAUAUUUUGAACAAAAUGACUUGGCAGAUAAGGACUGAUCCCUUGGUUUGUGAUGUAUGAGCCAAUCAUCCAGAUGACUGGCUCAAUCAUCCACCAUACAAAUUAGAAUCAUCAUGUUCAGUAUUUUUCAAUUGUAGUGUUAUUGCACUGUGAUGAAGUGGCAUGUACACCCCCUUUACUGCCCAUGGAUUUCUUUGUCAUUUUCAUGUCUCCAAAUGGCUGAUGCACAUGCUGUGCAUUGUUAGUCUGGAUUGGAACACCAUAUUUGUAAUCAUAUUUUCAGGAUGGUCAGAAGGGUUCCAAUAAAUGGACAACAGAUUGGCAGUAUUUGAUGUGACUUUGUAUGCUUUCACUUCUGUGAUGGAAAUGUACAAUGUUUCGCAAGCAAGUGUAUUAAUUUCUACCAGAAAUGUCUGGAAUCAAUAAACUUUUCUAUUCCCA
Messenger RNA from Conger conger (European conger), 1504 nucleotides. It is a transcript of the gene gemin2, whose product is annotated as gem (nuclear organelle) associated protein 2. Gene Ontology annotation, biological process: spliceosomal snRNP assembly; spliceosomal complex assembly. The coding region runs from base 313 to 1101 and encodes 262 amino acids. The record is from RefSeq and is a predicted model, not a curated record. Lineage: Eukaryota; Metazoa; Chordata; Actinopteri; Anguilliformes; Congridae. The transcript has 10 exons. Gene Ontology annotation, cellular component: nucleus; SMN complex; spliceosomal complex.